UUCUAUCCAACAAAAGAUAAGGUAACAAACAUAGUACAUCAUCUCUCGUAUCUCCCUCAAAGCCACCAUCAAUGGAGGCUACUCUCUUCUCCUUACAUGGCUCCACCUCUCACUCUUACCCAUUUUCCCUAAAAUCCCACUUCAAAAAUCCCUUCACAAUCCCCAAUUCCAACUUGAAACUCAAACAAAGAACUCUGACAAUCCGUUCAGCCAUUAGCAGAACCAAGAAAGAAGAAACUGUUGAAACUGUUAAACAACAGCUUGAAGACUGUUACCUUUUAGCUGGAAUCAGCUACAAGGGGUUGACUGUCAAGCAAUUCCAAGAUCUCAGGUCUCAACUCCCAGAAACCACAAAGCUUCUUGUUGCAAAGAAUACUCUGGUGCUCAAAGCUAUUGAAGGUACAAAAUGGGAAGCCUUGAGACCAUGUAUGAAAGGAAUGAAUGCUUGGUUAUUCGUUCAUAGUGAAGAAAUACCAGCUGCUUUGAAGCCUUAUAGGACUUUUCAAAAGGAGAAGAAGUUGGAGGAAAAUGAUUUUACUGGUGGAGUUUUUGAAGGGAAGUUUUACGGGCCCGAUGAGUUUAAAGUUCUUGAGAAUUUGCCUACAAGAGCUGAGAUUUAUGCACAGCUACUUGGGUCUUUGAAAGGACCUGCUUCAGCUGUUGUUGGGACUAUUCAGGCUCCGGCAAGGAAUUUGGUUAUGGUGCUUCAGGCUUAUGUAAAGAAAUUGGAGGAAGAACAAGGUGGAAGUCAAUGAUUUUGUUGUAAUUCUUGGAUAUGGUAAGAUAAUGUUAUAUUCAUGGUCAAUUUGAUUCAAAAAUUGAAGCUUUUGGAUAUGGAAUUUUGUAAAUUCGUUUUCUUUUUGUUGGUAGAAUGAAUUUUCCUUGCCAGUUCUCCUAA
Messenger RNA from Capsicum annuum, 898 nucleotides. RefSeq names its product 50S ribosomal protein L10, chloroplastic. Gene Ontology annotation, molecular function: structural constituent of ribosome. The coding region runs from base 72 to 755 and encodes 227 amino acids. NCBI's taxonomy places the organism in Eukaryota, Viridiplantae, Streptophyta, Magnoliopsida, Solanales, Solanaceae. The record is from RefSeq and is a predicted model, not a curated record. The transcript has 2 exons. Gene Ontology annotation, biological process: translation. Gene Ontology annotation, cellular component: large ribosomal subunit.